Triticum turgidum subsp. durum (durum wheat) is the source of this 363-nucleotide messenger RNA. The record is from the annotation of a GenBank genome assembly. NCBI's taxonomy places the organism in Eukaryota, Viridiplantae, Streptophyta, Magnoliopsida, Poales, Poaceae.
AUGGCGUCCGUGGGGCCGACGCUCGAGUCCCUCGUCGACCAAGUGAUCUCCGUCAUCACCAACGACGGCCGCAACAUCGUGGGGACUCUGCGGGGGUUCGACCAGGCCACCAACAUCAUCCUCGACGAGUCCCACGAGAGGGUCUACUCCACUAAGAUAAGUACCUCAUUACCUCCACCUCUACUGCUUAUUUGUUCACAAGGUGUCAUGCUAAUGCUAGAGGGAGUACAGCAGCUUGUCCUCGGACUGUACAUCAUCAGGGGCGACAACAUAGGCGUGGUGGGUGAGGUGGACGAGGAGCUGGACGCGGCGCUGGACAUGUCCAAGCUGAGAGCGCAGCCCCUCAAGCCGGUCAUCCACUGA